Molecule: messenger RNA, 4293 nt
Organism: Effrenium voratum
Lineage: Eukaryota; Dinophyceae; Suessiales; Symbiodiniaceae
Source: the annotation of a GenBank genome assembly
AUGGCCAGCGGCCAAAUGAAGCGAACUGGCUGUGUAUGUAUGGCUUCUCGCAAAGCUCCGGCGUACCUCGGAGCAGGUUGCUGCCAAUGUGAGCCGCGCAUGGCCGCCCGAAGCCCAGCGAGCGCGAGCCGAGACCGCUUGCCCUUGCAACGGGAUCUGGCGCGCUUGCAGGGCUACCUGGCGGCCCUGAGCCGGGACCAGCGCCGCGCGGUGGCCGAGAUGCUCUCGGAGGAGCUGAAAGCGGCGCUCAUCCGCCAGGGCGAGGCGACUCGCUGGAGGGAAGCGACGACGGCGACGAAAGGCGUUGCCAAGAUCGCAGGCCUCCAGACCCUGCCCGGGCUUCAACCCCCCAAGCCUUGCCGGCCGACAGCCGCCGAUCCGAAGCCGGGCCGUGCGCGGGCUCGGAACGGAGCGGUGUCCGCCAUCCGCGUUGGCCGGCACAUGGGCUACAUGGCCCGCAUCACCCUCUGCGGCAUUUCGGUGAACUCCAGGUGCAACCGGACCUUCCAGCGCGCCGAGCGCUUGAGGCAGUUGCUCGCCGAGUUGCGCGGCACUCUGGAGGCCACGCCCGAGUUCGACCAGAUCUUGCGCGCCGCGUUCUCGCCCGGCAAAACGGGCCGGACCACUCUUCCGGUUCCGCCUGUCCUACAACUGCAGGCCAUGCGCGAGGACUGGAAAUUUCAAGUGAGGGUGGAUGCCCGCACCUGGGCGGGGCGCAUGCUCACCUCUCGAAGCCUCAGCUCCAUCGAUGAGGCGCUGCGGCUCCGACACGAGGCGCAGUGCGCACGGGAGCGCGGGUGGCCGGCUCUGCGGGCCCUUUGGGGCAGGUGCAGAUCCAUCGAAGGAUCCAGCGCUUGGUGGUGCGCCUGGGGCCCCGGUUUUGGAGCGCUUGCUGGCGAGUUUUCCUUGAGCGAGCUCGCUGGCCACGGCGAGAUGCAAGCGUCCUUCGUCAUGCAAAACCGUCGCUGCUCGAUUGCAGGGCCUGCGCAUCACCGGGUUUGUUGUGAGCACAUGAUGCAGGAGAAGUUAGACCAUGGAAGUGUACAAGGCUAUCCGAGCUAUGACGAGGCCACUCAGCUGCUGCAGCAGUUCCUGGCCGAAUCUCCGCAGCUCAGGCAGCUGCAGAUCGGCAACAGCUACGAGAAGCGGCCCAUCUACGCGUACAUUCUGGGAGCAAGGCAGAAUCAGGUGCCGCAAGUGCUCUUGACGUCCUUGACCCAUGCGCGGGAGCCGGCUGGCUUAACGGUGUUGCUCUACUUCCUUGGGCACUUGUUGGAGAAGUCCCGGCAGGGUGAUGCUGAUGCCCGAUACGUCAUCGAGAACCGGGAGAUUUGGUUCGUGCCCUUUGUGAAUCCUGACAGCUACAUCGCGAAUCAGGGUCUCAGAGACAAGGUCAUCCGCAAGAACCGGCGACCGACCUGCACGUCAUCCAUCAAUGGAGGGGUUGACAUCAACAGGAACUUUGACCUCCACUGGUCAAAUGGAUUCCCUGGCUGCGAUGAAGAACACGGUGGCACGAAGCCCUUCUCGGAGCCAGAGACACAGGCGCUCAAGAAGAUCUGCGAGGAGAACAGCUUCAAGACCGCCAUGAACUUUCACGCCUACGGCAGCAUGUUGACACAUCCGUACAACUGGGCUCGCACUGAGCUCAUGCCAGAGGGCGACCGACGGGUGUACCGCGAGAUUGCCGACGUCUUCGGCUACCAGAAGUUCGGCCCGGCCAUCAAAACGGUUGGCUACACCGCCACUGGGGAGUCGGAUGACUGGAUGUAUGGCGCCAGGCACAUCAUUUCCAUGUCUCCGGAGGUGGGCCCUGAGAGCGGCGGCUUCUGGCCGCCCUCCCGGGAAAUCGAGGGCAUCGACCGCCGGAACUUCGGACGGACCCUGUACGUCGUUCUGAAGGCUGGCCUGGAGUUGAAGGUGCAGUACGCAUAUCAGAACCUUCAAGCGGCCCUGCUGGGACGAGUGCCAGCAGGCUUGGAUGCUUUGGCGGGCGGUCCACCAGAGCAGGCAUUGCGGCUGAGGAUCUCGAACCUGGGCCUGUCAACGAGUGCCGGCAAGGUGCUUGGUGUGGCAGUGCUCGGGGCCGUCAGUGGAACAGGCAAUGCGGGCCUCCUCCUCAGCGAGGACAAAGAGAUGGCCCUGGGCGUCGACGAUGGGAUCGCCUUCUUUAAGGUGGAUCCUGUCUCGGCACGGAGUUCUCGAACGGUGCAGAUUCUUCCAGCGAGGUCCUCGGAGCCGGGUGCGCGGAGGCUACAGACCUGUGUGGUGGAGGUUGAGGACGUGCAAGAGACCGCCGGGGUGUAUUGCCACUGCACUACGUUGGUGGACUUCAAUGGAGCCACGCAGAAGGAGUCCGGGCGCGAGAGCUUUGUGGCACCCAACUCCGGAAGCGCUUCCAAGCUCUGCGAUGCAGCUGUUGCGGGUGCAGGUAAGACCGCGGCUCCCGUGCCGGCAGCGCCUGCAACUCCGGCAGCGCCUGCAACUGCAGCUCCAGUGCUGAUCCCGGUCACUGCGGCACCCAGGACUGCGACCCUUGCACCGCAGUCAGCUUCGAUGCAGCCUCAAGCUCUUUUCACCUCGCCUCCAAAGGGUGGCGCGGCGCCGGAGCUGGAUACUCCAGCCCAUGCAGGCAAGGAAAGCGAGGCUGUGGCGGCGACCUGGGUGCUCCUCGCGCUCACGGCCACCUUCCUGGGCAUGUGCCUCUGUCUCAUGAUGCAGAGCUACGUGGUUCCCCGAGCCGUGGCAAAGCGAGCGCCUUCCGUGGCGGACUACGAGCGGGUGCCCGGCCUGCAGGCAGGGCCUGGACAGGUUUUCCCGGUCAACCCCCGGAUCAACAAAGCCCGGUGUUCCCUGCGCAUCUUCUUGGCCGAGCUCCCCACAUUCGCCGCAAAGUGGGCGGCCAGCGCGGCCGCUUUCCCGGCCGAAGCUGCGGCCAGUUUAGCUGGAGAUGAGGAUCUGGAGACGGGCUUUGACGUCUUCAGCUUGCUGCCCUUGGCGCUGGUCUUCGGCUUCAUCGCCGCGGGCCUGUCCUGGGUGGCCAAGCUGAAGCCUAAGGAGACCGAGGACGGGUUGCCCCGGUCCACGUCCCUCUACCGCGUCUUCCAGGCCAAGCUUCGGGCGGGGCAGUUUGCGGAGGGCGCGCCGGCGCCCGAACCGGAGAUCGGCGAGAAGGAUGAGAAGCUAGAUGCGUUCGUCGACGCCUACGUGGAUGCGCUGGAAGAGGACGUCGAAAAGACGGGCGGCCCGGAGAACAAGCAGAAGACACCGGAGAAGCACACCUUCCUGCAGUUUUCGGCGGCGGAGUCCAUCGACGACCCGCGCGAAGCAGAGAUCCGAGCAUCAUCUUGCCCACCAAGAAUCAGGCACCCGGAGAUCCGAUCCAAGGACCUGCAGAAGGAGUGUGACUUGGAAGAGCAGAGCACCACAGCAGACUCGGAGUCCAUCAGCCUGUCACUCCAAUCGACCCCCGUGAAUCUCGGGACCAGCGGGCUGUCACUCCAACCGACCCCGCUGACUGGGAGCCUUGACUCCCCAAACCGACCGCAGAAGGGCAAGCCGAUGGACAGCCAGAAGCGGAUCAAUGGGGCGCUGCUUGAUUCCUCCAGAUCCGAGAACGGGUUCCAGGUCUUGGGGGUGGUGAGUGAGAACCUGCACAACAUGAACGGGGUGAACCUGGCCACAGCCUUCCACCGGAUCGCCCGAUCUCAGAUCAGCAAGCAGUUGGUUCAGACCCACGUCUUCCAAGCGAUGCUCCAAGCCGCGGAGCAAAAGGCGGAGCAAGGGCCUCAUGGCGCAGAAGGCUCCUUACCAGCGAAUUGCUGCACCAUCAUCGCCUGGUCUCUCGCUUCUUUGGGCGUCUUCCAGGCGCCUUUGUUCCGGCUGCUGUCCAGGGCUGCCAUGCCGCACCUGGAGCGCUGCCAGCCCUAUGAGGUGACCAACCUGCUGUGGGCCUUCGCGCAGCUCCAGAAGCUGCGCCCGGACCUGGGGGUGGUGCUCGCCACGGAGCUGCAGGAGCUCGCGGGGGCGGUGGCGCAGCGCUUCCAGGUGCUCACGGACGUCAAGGCGCAAGUGCUGGUGUCAGCCCUGGUGUCCUUGGCGAAUUUUUCGAACCCGCAGGCGUGGCUGGUCCUGGACAUCAGCGAGCGCCUGGCGAGGGCUGAGCUGACGCCGGAGAACCGGAGGCAGAUCGGGAUUGCGUUCCACUUCCUGCGCAGCAAGAACCCCCAGUUGGCGGCGGCUUGUGCCGGAGCCGGCGGUGCCUGUUUUGGGCCCAAGGCAAAAGCCCAGUGA